AUGUUUCACUUCAAUCCUUCCUUCCUUCCUUCCUUCCUUCCUUCCUUCCUUCCUUCCUUCCCGAUUUCUUUCUUUCUUUCUUUGUUUUUUCCUUCCAUCCUUUCUUUUUUCCUUCCUUCCUUCCUUCCUUCCUUCCUUCCUUCCUUUCCGUCUUUCUUUCUUCCCUUUUUCCUUCUUUCUUUCUUUCUUUUUUCCUUCUUUCUUUCUUUCUUUCAUUUUUUCCAUAUUUCGUUCUUUCUUUCCUUCUUUCCUUACUUCUUUCUUUCUUUCCUUCUUUCUUUAUUUCCUUCUUUCAUUAUUUCCGUUAAUAGUGAUGAUGAUGAUGAUGAUGAUGAUGAUGAUGAUGAUGAUGAUGAUGAUCUUUUAUUAAACAACGUGAUAAUAAAGCAGGCGAUCUAUUUCUUUCUUUUUCACUCAUUCACCUCCCGCCUUUACUUACUCAUUAAAUCCUUAUCUAUCUAUCUAUCUAUCUAUCUAUCUAUCUAUCUAUCUAUCUAUCUAUCUAUCUACAGCAGUAUGUUUCCCGCCAUUCUCCUUGGAAUUACCUUUUACACCCGUAUUCAUCAAAAGCAGAAAGUAACCUAA
Acanthosepion pharaonis is the source of this 585-nucleotide messenger RNA. The record is from the annotation of a GenBank genome assembly. Lineage: Eukaryota; Metazoa; Mollusca; Cephalopoda; Sepiida; Sepiidae.